GCGCUGAACUGAGCGGGUUUCCGGUAUGUAACGGGACAGAGGUACGGGGUGAGGAUGAGAUGGAUUUAUUCCUGCUGCUUCUUUUUUGCUCUGUUUCAUCUGCAGUGAAACACUCGCUGAUAAAUUACUUCACCGGAUCUUCUGGAGUCCCGCACCUCUCCGAGUUUGUGGGCGUUGCAGCGGUUGAUGGUGUUGGUGCAGUUUACUGUGACAGCAGCAACAAGAUCCUGGAGCAGCGACAGGACUGGGCCCAGAAAGUCUUUGAUAAUGACCCUCAGCUGCUGCACUGGUACCAACACGAGUGCUUUAAAACUCAGCCAGACGCCUUCAGAGCGCGGAUUGUUAGUCUGAAGCAGCAGUUCAACCAAAGCGGAGGGUUUCACAUUUUACAGGCGAGAAGUGGCUGCGAGUGGGACCGAAGCACCAAAGAGGUGAGCGGAUUUUUAAAGUACGGCUAUGAUGGAGAAGACUUUAUCGAACUGGAUCUGAGGGCACAGAAAUGGAUCGCAGCGAAACCAGAGGCUAACAUUACCAAACAGAGCUGGGACGCUGACGGGAACAGAACACAGCUCAACGUGCUCUUCCUCACUCACACCUGCCGAGAGCGGCUGCAGGUGUUCUUGAAGAGCGGGAACAGCUCCCUGCAGAGGACAGUUCUUCCCUCAGUGUCUCUCCUCCAGAAGUCUCCCUCCUCUCCAAUCAGCUGCCACGCUACAAGUUUCUACCCUCACAGAGCCGUGAUGUUCUGGAGGAAAGAUGGAGAGGAGAUCCAUGAAGGUGUGGAUCUUGGAGAGAUCCUCCCCAACAAUGAUGGGACCUUCCAGAUCAGUGCUGAUCUGAAUGUUUCAUCAGUCACACCUGCAGACUGGAGCAGAUAUGAGUGUGUGUUUCAGCUCUCUGGUGUCGAGGACGCCAUCAUCACCACACUGAAUAAAAGAGUGAUCAGAACCAACCGGAGAGAGCGGCGCUCCAACCCGGCCGUCCCCGUCAUUGUUGUUCUUGUUCUCGUCCUCGUUGCUGCUGCUGGAUUUGCUGUUUACAAAAAGAAGAAAGGAAAACACUCGGCCCCACCUUCUGGCAGCAGCUGUGACGUCUCUGACAGACAGAACAGAGAUGGCACAUAAACAGGAGUGUUCACACCUGCAGCUACACAGGAGCCGGGACGAGUGUUGCUCUCUGCAUUCUUUCUGUUAAUAUCACUUUAUGCUUUGGCGCUUAUGGAAGUCAUUUCAAUUAAUUAAUUUUAUGAAUACUAACAAUAUUUAACCAGUUUUCAGACUUUAAUUCAUUUUCCUGCUUCGUCGAUGAGCCUGUCAGACAGAGCCCUCUCUGCUGCCAUAGUAACUGUCCUCUCUGUGUUUGAUCGUCACGUUUCAGCUCAUGAUUGCUCCUCGGUCGAGUCAAAAUAAGCUAAACAAUAACUGAAGCAGCGAACUAUGAAACACUGACACACCUGUCCCAGCAUCCACGUUACAUUUUUGCUCGUCUUCAUGAUGACAAAUAUUCUAUUUUUGUAAAGUCAGUGAUGAAGAAAGUUUUUUUUCUCAUUCUUUCAUUUUUAUUUUCUUAUUAUUACUUUUAGUUUGCUUGAAUCAUUUUUAUGCUUUGAAAUAAUAAAUAUAGUUUAUACUCUUUCUGAAAGAGCUGAUUAUAAAAAUAAGAAAAUGAGCACAAAUACAUAGCAACCUUUUUGAACUGUGAUUAUUAAAACAGAAAAAAAAACCGCCCCCCCCCCCCCACCUGUUUAUUGUAAUUCAAACUGAAUAUCAGCUAUUUGAUCAACAAACCUGUCGUUUUAACUUUUAUAGGAAACCUUUUUUUCUUAUGAUCUCUCAUUAUAGAAAUAUUCAAACUUUUCUUUUCAUGCCAGAAUGUAUGAGUUACAUACUCAGCUUGAAUUACACAGAGAAAUAACAGCAGAGCUUCACCAGCACUGAAAUACUCAGUGAAGUAUUUGAGGAGCAGCAGACGCCUUCACUCCUCGUCAGAGUCGCCGUCUGUGCCGCGCAGCUCUGCUCUUACCUGCCUCCCCUCCUCCAGGACAGUUCUCCCCCCAGAAAUGGGCUCACCCACUCUGCAAAGCUGACACCCCCCACCCCCCCACAAACACACACACACACACACCAUGAGCCUGAGAUUCAUGCAUUCAGUAGUAGCCCUUUUGUAAAAGUAUAUUUGGGCGGGGUUACUCAGUUUAGUUUCGCAUGGGUUUGUUGUCAGCGGCCACUUCUUUAGGUACAGGCGCCGUUGUAUUCCUGUUUCCCCACUUGGUAACUAAGAAUCAUAAGUUCUCCAUCAUCCUGGCUGCUUCUAUUGACGUGUGUUCUUUUGAGUCACCUGUAAAUAAACUUUGCAUUUGAA
Molecule: messenger RNA, 2361 nt
Organism: Archocentrus centrarchus (flier cichlid)
Lineage: Eukaryota; Metazoa; Chordata; Actinopteri; Cichliformes; Cichlidae
Product: major histocompatibility complex class I-related gene protein-like
Exons: 7
Coding region: 60-1124 (354 amino acids)
Biological process (GO): immune response
Cellular component (GO): external side of plasma membrane
Source: RefSeq, a predicted model, not a curated record